Messenger RNA from Cherax quadricarinatus, 1152 nucleotides. The record is from RefSeq and is a predicted model, not a curated record. Lineage: Eukaryota; Metazoa; Arthropoda; Malacostraca; Decapoda; Parastacidae.
UUUGCGACGCUAACGAAGGAGGUGAACGGUGCACGAGAACAGUUAUUGGAGCGAGACGAAGAGAUCAGUGAGCUCAAAGCUGAGAGGAACAACACUAGGUUGUUGUUGGAGCACCUGGAGUGUUUGGUGUCUCGUCACGAGCGAUCUCUGAGGAUGACCGUGGUGAAGCGCCAGGCAGCCUCCCAGUCUGGUGUCUCCUCUGAGGUGGAGGUGCUCAAGGCUCUCAAGUCUCUCUUUGAGCAUCACAAGGCUCUGGAUGAGAAGGUUCGAGAAAGACUACGAGUAUCACUAGAGCGAAUAGCAGCACUGGAGGAAGAUCUUAACCGCAACAGAGAAGAGCUAAACCAGUACAAGUUAGGUAAAGUUCCGGGAGAUGGUGCAGAGAGUAACCGGGUGAAUGGAGAGACAGACUCUACUGAAGGUGGCAGUAGUGGGGGCAUCGGAAGCACCAGUAAUGGUGAUGGUUCACCUUCGGGCGGGGAGGCAGCAGCUGGUGAGGGAGCUGAGGCAGCUGGUGCCUCUCACAACAAGUUGGUGGACCUGCAGACAUCUCUGGAGAAGCAGACAGCAGAGCUGAACGCUGCCAGGGAGCGAGUGCGUGAACUUCAGAACCGUCUACAAGAACUGGAGGACAACCUGCAAGCAACUCAGAAGGAACUGGUCAAGGCGCAGGAGAUAAACUCACGUCUCCAGCGUGACCUCAAGGAAAAUGUUGCCCAAAAAGAAGACCAAGAGGAGCGUAUUGCUACGUUAGAGAAGAGAUACCUUAAUGCUCAGAGAGAGUCAACUUCUUUACAUGACCUCAAUGAAAAGUUAGAAGAAGAACUCAAAAAUAAAGAAGCUCAGUAUAAACUUCAAGAGGACAAGAUUCGAGCACUACAAGAAAAAGUUGAACUAAGUGAACAGAAACUAGCACAGUAUGCCAAGUUACCUGACGUAGAGCAGGAGCUGAAGCAACGCAUGGAAGCUCUACACCAGGUGCAGGAAAAACAUGGCAGUGCUGAGGACCGCAUACAACGCCUGGAGAACCAAUUAGAUGAGAAAGGAGCAGAGCUUCUACGAUUAAAUCAACGCCUUAAGAUGAAUGAAGAACAUAACUCAAGAUUGUCAGCCCUGUUGAUAGUUAUUACAAAUGGUCAGUUUAGUAACUAG